This is a messenger RNA of Podospora bellae-mahoneyi, 1278 nucleotides long. RefSeq lists its product as uncharacterized. The transcript has 6 exons. The record is from RefSeq and is a predicted model, not a curated record. Lineage: Eukaryota; Fungi; Ascomycota; Sordariomycetes; Sordariales; Podosporaceae. Bases 1 to 1278 code for a protein of 425 amino acids.
AUGCAGCCGGCCUUGAAGAACAAUAUCUACCACCACGUACUCGAAAAUUUUGGCGACUUGUUUGACCUCUUUAGGAUCUUACGAAACUCCUCUGGGGUGACAAAGUCUGACAUCGCACAACAAGAUCGCCACGAUUUUCCUCAUGGCCACAAUAUCUGGCCGCACGCCUAUGGCUCAUGUUCGGUUUUGGAAUGGAGAGGGAAGGUGGCUUUGCGUGGGAUGGAGAUAAGACAACUGUACGAGGCUGUGAUGGCUAUCAUAUCGCCCUUGACGCCACAAGACCGAUACUUCAUCAAACUCGGCAACGCCCAUAGCCUUGACACCCCUCAACAGAAUCCUUCAAUAGCUAUUGAGAGGAUGGCCAAAUAUCUUGGAAUUCUUGAAAAACCCUCAUCGGAAAGUCAACCCGGCCAGCGACAUGCGCGUACACCUUUUCACCCCCAGCACAUAAUGAGGCUCACGUCCUUCCACAUCGUAUGGACAAAUGACAUUUUGGAGCAUCUUGUUGUCAAAGUCUCGAAAAAAAGCAAGCCAUUAAGCUACGUUUUUCAUGACGCAACUGUGCUGAGACAAAUGUGGCUAUACGCAGCUGGGGGCCAGCACCCAUACCGGGAGCUUGCAGAGGAAACCCUCAAGACACUGGGCUUACUCAUGCCCGUCGAGGACCUCGACACAGCCUCGUGCGAGAUGGGGGUGGUGGUUUUGAUUGGCCGGAAUACCGACGCACACUUCACAUCACAGAUGAAAAAAGCUAGCACAACACUAUCGACUCCUCAACAAACACCACCGAGCCGAGCCACCAGAUACACCUACAAUCGUGCGUCUCCCCAGACCAUCCUGGGUUUUUGGCGAGACCGACAGAACCUUCGCGAAUGGUGGACCUUUUGGAUCGCACUCCUUAGGCUUGUUCUUGUUUUGAUUGGCUUUCUCGUCGCCACAGACUCGCUUGCGGUUGGUGUAGGCUCCGUGCUGGAGGCCAAGGAGGCUAACAGAUAUGCCAGCAUUGAAAGUGUUGAAAAUGAGAAAGCUGCCUCUUCGGAGUCUUCGGCAGGCUGUUGUUGUUUGGCCACGACGUUGGACACUAGCGUGUCAUUUGAUGUAUUGGGCACUUCUAACGAGGGUCUUGCUGUUGUUCAACCAACCGAUAUCUUCACAUCUCUUGAGACGCGCGUGGCCAACGAAGCAACUGGCCCAGCAUCCGCUACAAUAACCUCCCCACCACCUGGCCAGAUGUCAUUUUUCUCCGCUGGUAGACCCAGAGACUCGUCAACUACGUGA